Molecule: messenger RNA, 665 nt
Organism: Amyelois transitella
Lineage: Eukaryota; Metazoa; Arthropoda; Insecta; Lepidoptera; Pyralidae
Exons: 3
Coding region: 1-504 (167 amino acids)
Source: RefSeq, a predicted model, not a curated record
AUGCGCAUGCUCAAACUUCUUCAAAUGCAACUCGAAAUAUGGAUCGACGAAGUGAAAAUAACUGAAAACCAUUUUAUGAAUGAUAAGCAAAAUAGUAAUCAAAAAUGGCUUGAACUUUUCCAAAUGUACGUCGAUAUUCAAAAAGCGUUUAAAAUUUACAAAAAAGUUUACGCGGCGCAAAAGCCAUUUGUUCUUCUCUCGUCAGACUUCGGUGCCUGGGUGAUAAAAAAUAUCAUACUCCACACUUUAUUAUGCGGAAUGUAUGAAAAAUUUUAUACUACAGUAAAUGAAGCCCAAUACAUGUGCACCAUGAUGUUGAGCCAAGACGAAUGCAUUGGUGAACAACGCAUCAUGUGCAAGAAUAUCCUGCGCCUGAACAAGUCCCCGAGUUACAUGUACAAUUUGAUGGGUCUCUUCCAGGUCGACGCUAAGUUACUGUUGAGUUUUGUCGGCCUACUGGCUACGUACGCUGUUGUCUUACUUCAGUUUUAUUUCGAUGAAUAAGUAUCUAAAUCAUCCGUUAGUAUGUGUAAGUAUGCUACCCACCCGGUUCAAGGAUUUUACCUUUCACUACCCAAAGGUUGGCUGGAAGAGAUUGCUUAGCGAUAAGUCCGCCUUUGCUCAACAUAUUCAUAAUGUAUGUUUCUACUACAUAUGUAUUUUUU